Messenger RNA from Solanum verrucosum, 2553 nucleotides. RefSeq names its product pentatricopeptide repeat-containing protein At4g01570. Gene Ontology annotation, molecular function: protein binding. The transcript has 2 exons. Lineage: Eukaryota; Viridiplantae; Streptophyta; Magnoliopsida; Solanales; Solanaceae. The record is from RefSeq and is a predicted model, not a curated record. The coding region runs from base 1 to 2451 and encodes 816 amino acids.
AUGGCCACAAAAGUACAAAGAAAUCUCUCAGUUUUAUACAGUAGAAGACAAUUCUCCGUCGCCGGAGCUGCAUACGCUGGUAAGAGCUCGACGGCGGUGGCAUCUAAGGUCGGAAACUUACUCGUCGUCGCUUCAAUUGCAAAAGCUUUGAUAAAGCCAGGAGGAACACGUAACCUAGAAAAGUAUGGAGAUUCAAUUCCCUUAUCAGAAAGCCUAGUCCUUCAAGUUCUCCGCCGCAACAAUUUGGAUGCUGAAAAGAAAUUAGACUUCUUCAAAUGGUGUUCUCUCAGGCCUAAUUUCAAACACUCUACUGAAACUUACUCUCAAAUGUUCAAAUCCAUUUGCUAUAGUCACAAUCACCGGGAAGCUAUUUUUGUAUUGUUAAACUCAAUGAAGGAUGAUGAAGUGUUGCUUAAUUCGGCCACAUUUAAGUUACUACUCGACUCCUUUACUCGAACUGGUAAUUUCGAUUCAGCUCUUGAGAUUUUGGAGUUUGUGGAAGGAUAUUUGGAUAAUUCUAGUUGUUUAAGUCCUGAUGUGUAUAAUUCUGUACUUAUUGCUCUUGUACAAAAGAAUCAAGUUAAUUUAGCUUUGUCGAUUUUCCUUAAAUUGUUGGAAACUAAUGAUGGGAAUAGCAUUGGGGUUAGUAGUGCCGUUGCGUGUAAUGAGUUGCUUGUUGGCCUUAAGAGGGGUAAUAUGAGAGCUGAGUUUAAACAAGUUUUUGAUAAGCUUAGGGGAGGGAAUGUGUUUCCGUUCGAUAGAUGGGGGUAUAAUAUAUGCAUUCAUACAUUCGGAUGUUGGGGGGAUUUGUCUAGUUCUUUGAGUCUUUUUAAAGAAAUGAAGGAAAGGGGAAGUUGGUUUAGUCCCGAUUUGUGUACUUAUAAUAGCUUGAUUCAUGUGCUUUGCUUGCUCGGGAAGGUUAAGGAUGCUUUUGUUGUGUGGGAGGAAUUAAAGGGAUCAUCGGGGUUGGAACCUGAUGCUUAUACCUACCGAAUCGUUAUACAAGGUUGCUCUAAGGCUUACCUGAUAAAUGAUGCGAUAAAAGUGUUCACUGAGAUGCAGUACAAUGGCAUACGUCCAGAUACUAUUGUUUAUAACUCCCUCUUAGAUGGAUUACUCAAGGCAAGAAAGUUGACAGAUGCAUGCAAUUUAUUCCAGAAAAUGAUUGAAGAUGAUGGUGUACGAGCCAGUUGUUGGACCUAUAAUAUUCUUAUUGAUGGCUUGUUCAAGAAUGGGAGGGCUUUGGCUGCUUAUACCCUAUUUUGUGAUUUGAAGAAGAAAAGUAAUAAUUUCGUGGAUGGGGUUACUUACAGCAUUGUCAUUUUACAUCUUUGUCGGGAAGAUAGGCUUGACGAAGCACUGAAGUUGGUGGAAGAGAUGGAAGCAAGAGGGUUUACUGUUGAUUUGGUUACUAUAACUUCUCUUUUGAUUGCAAUCUACAGGGAGGGACAUUGGGACUAUACAGAGAGGCUUAUGAAGCACAUCAGGGAUAGCAAUUUAGUUCCAAUUAUUAUCAGGUGGAAAGACAGUAUGGAGGCUACAAUGAAAGCUCCACAGAGCAGAGAAAAAGAUUUUACACCCAUUUUUCCAUCCAACAGGAACUUUGGUGAUAUUCUAGGCCUAGAAAACUUAACAGACGCUGAGACAGAUACUUCCCUUGGGGCAGAGGAUGGUGAGAUACACUAUCAGGAAAGUGAUCCGUGGUCAUCAUCGCCAUAUAUGGACAUGCUGGCUAAUAAAGUUAGCUCCCAAAGUAAUUCUUCAAGAACGUUCUCUCUUACUGGAGGAAAACGAAUAGACACUAAAAGUGCAGAUUCUUUUGAUAUUGACAUGGUGAAUACCUUCUUGUCGAUAUUUUUGGCCAAAGGAAAAUUGAGCAUGGCUUGUAAAUUAUUUGAAAUUUUCACCGACAUGGGCGCUGAUCCUGUUAGUUAUACAUACAAUUCUAUGAUGAGUUCAUUUGUCAAGAAGGGAUAUUUCAAUGAGGCAUGGGGCGUUUUACAGGAAAUGGGCGAGAAGGUUUGCCCUUCUGAUGUAGCAACGUACAAUGUCAUAAUCCAAGGCUUGGGAAAGAUGGGAAGGGCUGAUCUUGCUGAUGCCGUACUAGACAAACUGAUGAAGCAGGGAGGUUACCUUGACAUUGUAAUGUAUAACACCUUGAUUAAUGCCCUCGGGAAGGCUGGCAGAAUUGAGGAAGUAAAUAAGCUUUUCCAGCAGAUGAAAGAUAGUGGAAUAAAUCCAGAUGUUGUCACUUACAAUACACUAAUCGAAGUUCAUGCCAAGGCGGGUCAGCUUAAGCAAUCUUAUAAGUUUUUAAGGAUGAUGUUGGAAGCAGGGUGUGCUCCGAACCAGGUAACUGAUACAACUUUGGACUUUCUGGAGAAGGAGAUCGAAAAAUUGAGAUACCAAAAGGCAUCCAUGAAACGCCCAAAUGUAGAUAAUCCUUUAUGAGAAACAGCUUUACACUUCAGGGUAGGGAGUUCAGGAGGCCCAUGAAGAAGCUGAAUUCAUAGAGCUUGGAGUGUGUAGCGUUCAAAGCAAAAGUUAGUCCAA